AUGCCACGUUCCUUUUUGGUGAAGCAACUGAAGGUCCACGAUUUCUCCUCCUCCAAUCAUUCUCAUCAGCAUCACAACGACGGAUCGUACACACUCACACGUGCCAUCACCGAGUCCACCACCAACUUGGCGGUCCAUUUGAGUGAAAAUGGCUACAUCCAGGAUUAUGUCAUCCCCUCAAUAUGCCAGAGCACAAAGGAUCUGGGUUCGAAGCGGCAGACCGGGCUCUCUGUGGGGCCCCUGUACUCUCCGGGGAGCACGGGGAGCAGCGGGGGGGAGGACUACUCUGACCAUGACAUGGAGCAGCCCGACAGCCCCCACUCGAGCGUCACCACCGAGUCGGAUAGCAGCAUCUACUACCCGGUGGGCGCUUUCCUCAUCUCCGACGGCCGCUCUCGAAAAAGGGCCAACCACAGGCACCAACACAAGGAAGGUGAGGAGAGAGAUAGCAGUACAGAAGCAAGCUCCACAAGAGCCACAGCGGUCAAGGCUGCCAAAGGGAAGUCCGGGAAAUCCAAGGGACCGGGCCUCCACACGUGUGGCGAAUGUGGCAAGACCUACGCCACCUCAUCCAACCUGAGCCGCCACAAGCAGACGCACCGCAGCCUGGACGGCCAGCAGGCCAGGACAUGCCCCACGUGCCACAAGGCCUAUGUGUCCAUGCCGGCGCUGGCCAUGCACAUGCUCACCCACGACCUGCGGCACGAGUGCAGCGUGUGCAGCAAGGCGUUCAGCCGGCCGUGGCUGCUGCAGGGUCACAUGCGAUCGCACACGGGCGAAAAACCAUUUGCCUGUGCCCACUGCGGCAAAGCGUUUGCGGACCGCUCCAACCUGCGUGCCCACAUGCAGACGCACUCAGCCUUCAAGCACUAUGAGUGCAAGCACUGCGGCAAGAGCUUUGUACUCAAGUCCUACCUGAACAAGCACUACGAGUCGGCCUGCUUCAAGGGCUCUGGAGACGAAGAGGACUGCUGCUCUGAGGACUGA
This is a messenger RNA of Salvelinus namaycush (lake trout), 987 nucleotides long. Its product is annotated as transcriptional repressor scratch 1-like. Gene Ontology annotation, molecular function: RNA polymerase II cis-regulatory region sequence-specific DNA binding; DNA-binding transcription factor activity, RNA polymerase II-specific. The coding region runs from base 1 to 987 and encodes 328 amino acids. Lineage: Eukaryota; Metazoa; Chordata; Actinopteri; Salmoniformes; Salmonidae. Gene Ontology annotation, biological process: regulation of DNA-templated transcription. The record is from RefSeq and is a predicted model, not a curated record. The transcript has 2 exons.